Molecule: messenger RNA, 1136 nt
Organism: Hymenoscyphus albidus
Lineage: Eukaryota; Fungi; Ascomycota; Leotiomycetes; Helotiales; Helotiaceae
Source: the annotation of a GenBank genome assembly
UGUUCUGGGCCGGUACCGCCCGCAGAAAUAUUCAUCAACUCGAGCCUUCCCUUGAACCUCAAGCCUACACUCAUAAAAUUCAACUCAUCACGAAUCAAAAGAACCAGGUCCUAGGAAUCAAAAAGUUCAUACAGAACCCAACAAUAAUGGCGACAGCAACACCCAAAACAGAGUCAGCCCCACCUACCCCUCCAUCUUACCCCGCUAACGUCAUCUAAAGCUUCCCCCCCGUUCGGGCAUGUCUCUUCGAUAUGGAUGGCCUCCUUAUGUGAGUCUGACCAUCUUCAAGGCAAUUGAAGCAACCACGAAUAUGAACCCCCUACCAUGCCGUCAAAACUCUACUUCCUUCAUGUUACAAGAUGGAAUUCGAAGGUGAAGAACUAAAAAACACUCCCAGAAACACAGAAGACAUCUACACCCUCGCCCACAACAUCAUCCUCCACACCCUCAACGCCGGCCCCAUGAUCUGGCCCAUAAAAAUGCAACUCCAAGGCCGCCCCGCUUCGGAAGCCAUUUCCCUCCUCCUCUCAUACUUCAACCUCACCGAUUCCAUCUCGGCGGAAGAAUACACCAAGAAGCUGCACGUGGUCCAAGAAGAGGAGUUCAAAAAGAGUAUCCCCUUGCCAGGCGUGGAAAAGCUUUUGAAAGACCUGAAAGUCGCUGGGAUGAAGAUCGCGCUUGCGACGAGUAGCCAUAAACACCAUAUUGAGAUUAAAACGGCACAUUUGAAGGACCUAUUUGCUGUGUUUGAAGAGCGGAAUAGGGUUCUGGGUGAUGAUACUCGUAUACCCAAGGGGAGAGGCAAACCGAAUCCGGAUAUUUAUCUUGUUGCCCUCCAGACUAUCAAUGAUAGUCUACCAGAGGGAGAGCCAAAGAUCCGACCUGAAGAGUGUUUGGUUUUUGAAGAUGGGGUUCCGGGGGUGGUGGCUGGUAGAAGAGCGGGGAUGAGGGUUGUUUGGGUGCCGCAUUUGGGUCUGGCGGGGGAGUUGAUGGGGAAGGAGGGGGAGGUUCUUGCGGGUCUUGCGGAGGGGGAGGGGGAUGGUGUGAAAGGGGAGAUUGGGGAUGGGUGGGCGGAACAGAGGGUUAAUUUGGAGGAUUUUCCGUAUGGGAAGUAUGGUAUUGUUGUGGGGUCUUAG